Strigops habroptila (Kakapo) is the source of this 3201-nucleotide messenger RNA. RefSeq names its product glucoside xylosyltransferase 1 (gene GXYLT1). The transcript has 8 exons. Lineage: Eukaryota; Metazoa; Chordata; Aves; Psittaciformes; Psittacidae. Gene Ontology annotation, biological process: protein O-linked glycosylation via N-acetylgalactosamine. Bases 68 to 1390 code for a protein of 440 amino acids. Gene Ontology annotation, molecular function: UDP-xylosyltransferase activity. The record is from RefSeq and is a predicted model, not a curated record.
GUCCGUUGGGGCUCUCGCUGCCGGUGGAGCCCCGGCCGCCGCUGGGCGCCGGGGCCGGCGCGGGAGGAUGCGGCGGUUCGCGCGGGUGGCGCUGCUCUGCCUGGGCUGCGGCGUCUGCUCGCUGCUCUACGGCUUCAGCCAGCUGGCCCUCUCCCUCGAGCAGGAGCCCGGCGCCGGCCGGGAGCGGCAGGCCCGAGACCCCGCCGCGCACGGCGCUCGGCGGCAGGCAGGCGCCGGCCGAGAGGCGGCGGCGAGCGCGGGCCGAGGCGAGGCGGCGGCCAGCAGGUGUAAGAAUUUGUCUGUAUCUUUCUGGAAUUCCUAUUGGAUGCUGCCCUCUGAUGUUUGUGGAAUGAACUGCUUUUGGGAAGCUGCUUUUAGAUAUGAUUAUAUGAAGACACAUCCUUCUGAGAAAAUGCAUCUAGCAGUGGUUGCCUGUGGUGAAAGGCUGGAGGAGACUGUUACUAUGUUGAGAUCAGCCAUUAUUUUCAGCAUCAAACCUCUACAGUUUCAUAUUUUUGCUGAGGACCAGUUGCAUGAGAGAUUCAAGGACAUACUUGAUGACUUCCCCUAUGAAGGAAAAGUUAAUUAUACAUUAUAUCCAAUAACAUUUCCAGCUGAGAGUGCAGCUGAAUGGAAGAAAUUAUUUAAGCCGUGUGCUUCACAAAGGCUAUUCUUGCCAUUAAUCCUCAAAAAUGUGGAUUCGCUACUGUAUGUUGAUACUGACAUCCUGUUUUUGAGACCUGUUGAUGAUAUUUGGUCUUUUCUGGGAAAGUUCAACUCCACACAAAUUGCUGCAAUGGCACCGGAACAUGAAGAGCCUCGUAUUGGGUGGUAUAAUCGCUUUGCUAGACAUCCCUACUAUGGUGUAACUGGAAUAAAUUCUGGAGUCAUGUUAAUGAAUAUGACACGUAUCAGAAGGAAGUAUUUCAAGAAUGAUAUGACACCAGUCCGGUUACAGUGGGGAGAAAUUCUUAUGCCACUGCUGAAGAAGUACAAGUUGAACAUAACCUGGGGUGAUCAGGACCUAUUGAACAUUAUGUUUUUCCACAAUCCAGAAAGUCUUUAUGUCUUUCCUUGCCAAUGGAAUUAUCGCCCUGACCAUUGCAUCUAUGGAAGCAAUUGUAAGCAAGCUGAAGAAGAGGGUAUAUUUAUUCUUCAUGGAAACAGAGGUGUUUACCAUGAUGAUAAACAGCCGACUUUUAGGGCUGUCUAUGAAGCAAUAAAAAACUAUUCGUUUGGAGAUGAUCUGGUUCAUUCCCUGUUGCAGCCCCUAGAACUGGAAUUACGUAAAACCAUGCAUACAUACUGUGGAAGAGUAUACAAAGUGUUCAUAAAGCAGCUGACAAAAAGCAUAAGAGACUUGUAUGCCAGAAGAUCAAAGGGAAGGUGAUUUUACUGUAAGCUGUUAAAUCGAGAGACUGAAUUAACAUACUUCUCAAAAGGUGCAAAAAUUCUAAUAUGGCUUGAAUUGGUUCUCACUGUGCCCAGAUAAAAGUUUACUAGCAUACAUAAAAAUGAAGAAAAUAUUCUUGUAAUGAAGAACAGGAAGUUUUUUCUGCAAAGCUGACUUUUUGCUCUUUUGAAGUUUAAUCACUGCUAAUGUUUGAUAAAAUGAUUUAGGUGUUACUGGCUUCUCCGGUCAGUAGUUUUAGUCUGUAUAAUUCAGUUAUCUAAUGAUCAGACGAACAAAGAAGAAAUGAAGAUGGUUCUAUUUGGGAGUGUACCUCAUUGCCUAAAAUUCUGCUAAACUGUGAAUGUAGCAAUAACUGAGGCAGCAGCACUAACCUCACUUUAAAGGUGUAAGCCUUUAUGUAAACGAAAUUGUUUACAAGUGCAGAAAACACUCUUUUCAAAGAAAUGUGAUAUAAUAAUUGACAAUCUGUAUGUGCCUUUAUGCGUUCAUCUCUUACAUGUUGAAGUACUGUUUUGACAAUCUUGUUUUGCAUAUUUUAGAUGUAAACUGCACACUAUAAAUACGAUUUUCUGAGAAAUUAAUACCAGUAUGUGAUAUUAGUUUUCUCUGUGUGUAGAUGCAGAGACUUUUUAAUGUACGGCAUUUGUUUCAACAUGGUCAAAAGAUAGAGCAGAGUUGAGGGUUGGUGGUUUUUUGGUUUUUGUGGGGUUUUUGUUGUUGUUGUUGUUGUUUUUUGUGGGGUUUUUUGUUUUGGUUUGGUUUUUGGUGGGGUGUUUUUUUUUUUUUUUAAGCAAAAAAUUUGGUUUGAACUUGUCUGUCUUACAAUACUUCUUAAAAAUUACAUGGUUUUGCAGCUUUAUAGGGCAUUUUAGAAGCAGGAAAAAAACCACCAGUGAAAAGCUGUUGUAUUUCCUUACUAAGAAUUAUUACGUGAUGAUUAUUAUGGAGUAUUUAGUACUGAAAAGUGAAGAACUGUAAUAAGAAUUCUGAUGCUUCACCAGACUGUGUAUUAGAUGGGUUUUUUAGAAUAUAUCCUGUUACCAUAUUUUUUAAUAACAUGGCUUUAAAAUAGUUUUGGGGCAGACCCUCAACUAAGUGAAUGCAUUACUGUCAGUAGCAUUAUAGUGAUUUACAACAGGCAAGGGAUUAGGCUUUCUUUAGUUUCUUAAAUUUUCUUAGUCGAAAAAGAAAAUGUUUUAUCUAGUACAAACUUCUCCCCCCCCCCCCCCCGAGAAAAACAUGAAAAAAAAGGCUGAGUUCUAGUUUUACAGUAAAAUAUUAUUUAAACUUGCAUGGUAUGAAAUGUAUUUGUAAAGUAUAUUUGAACUUGGAUAACUGGUCUAACUGAGAUGAAGUCUACAUAAAGUGAGUUUUUGGAUUCCAGAAAAGUUCCCGUGUGUUGAACUUGGAAGAUCCACUCACUGACUUGCACCUUCAUCCCAACCCCAUUUUAGAAGCUUAAUUUUUGUGGCUCUUUCCUUGCCAAAGGUGGGCUGGCUCUGACUCCCAGAUCCGUGUGGGCUGGACAAAUGCUUUAGCAGUACAAAACACACUCCAUUGUAAGCAGAGUUUAUAUUCUGCUCCUAAUCUCCCUGCUGGCUCAGGGUGUAAAUUUCUGGGAUGGAACCUAGGAAGCAGUCUGCCUCACAUGUAAUUACAGUCUCUUUUCCUUGCUGUGUCACCUUUUGAAGUCUGAAACUCUAGAAAUCUGUGUGAAGGUGAAUACUGUUAUUGACUGAUUUUACAAUAUGCAGUGCAUUAUUUUUUUACAUAAAUACUGAUUUUUA